Messenger RNA from Mobula hypostoma (lesser devil ray), 5297 nucleotides. RefSeq names its product potassium inwardly rectifying channel subfamily J member 15 (gene kcnj15). NCBI's taxonomy places the organism in Eukaryota, Metazoa, Chordata, Chondrichthyes, Myliobatiformes, Myliobatidae. Gene Ontology annotation, cellular component: plasma membrane. The transcript has 5 exons. The coding region runs from base 747 to 1853 and encodes 368 amino acids. The record is from RefSeq and is a predicted model, not a curated record. Gene Ontology annotation, biological process: regulation of monoatomic ion transmembrane transport; potassium ion import across plasma membrane. Gene Ontology annotation, molecular function: inward rectifier potassium channel activity.
CGGGCUGGGCGUUCCUGUGUGUUGUUCCAUUAAGCUAGAAUUUAAACCAGGCGUGGGACUUGUUUUUUUUAAUAUAUUUUUUUCUUUUUGAAGAAAAGUUUCUUGUUGGGUCAAUGACAUCACUGGGAGUCGGGAGGAGGGGGUCGUUUAAAUAAAUCCUCCUAUUCCCCAUGCCUCUCUCCACAGGUAGACCCGUCUCGGGACUGGCUCGCUUCCCCCAACCCUCAAGCCCUUUGAAACCGAGAUCAUUUACCGGUGUCUAGAGUGCGAUCGUCGCCUUAUCAUCCAGUGCAGACCCGUAUGAUGACCUGCUGAAUCUCUUCUCUCAAGCUCUAGUUCUUCUUUCUGAAAUCUAUUUCCAAGCACGACGAUGCUCCAGAAUUGUUCAGGUUCAAAAAGAGCAGGAUAAACAGCCGUGGGAAGUAUUGGGCACUCUUGGAUCCGGGCAACACCCACAAAUACGGACAAGAACAGAACACUCUUGGAUCCAGUGUUGGGGAUUGGACUAUAGCAGAGAAGUGAACGUAGAGGAACACGGAGUCAAUGGAGAUCAUAAUAUCGCACUGGUAUAGGGAAAUACCUUGAUGAACGUGGUACCUUCAGGCGUUUGGAAAUUGCUCCCAAGGAUGAACCAGACUUGACAUCAUUUUCUGACCUCAAUCCGAUAGAAAAUUUGUGGGCAGAACUGAAAAAGCGUGUGCGAGCAAGGAGGCCUACAAACCUGACUCAGAUCAUUACUUUUCAAGAUGGACCACUCUGAGAACAUUAGCAUGAUCGCCCCAGGCAUAAGACGUCGUGUUGUGUCAAAAAGUGGUCAUAACAAUGUGAAGAUUGACCAAGUGGACGGCUGGGCUUAUCUCUACCUACAGGAUCUCUGGACCACUGUCAUUGACAUGAAAUGGCGCUACAAACUAACUCUCUUCACGGCAACGUUUGUGAUGACCUGGUUUCUUUUUGGGAUUCUCUGGUAUGCCAUUGCAUUUGUUCAUGGAGAUUUAGAGUUGCUUCACCCACCAGCUAACCACACACCAUGUGUUGUGAACAUCGAGACCUUAACAGGAGCGUUCCUCUUUUCCCUUGAGUCCCAGACAACCAUAGGAUAUGGUUUCCGGUGUAUUACAGAGGAGUGCCCCUUUGCUAUUAUCCUGCUAAUCACUCAACUGGUCAUCACCACAUUGGCAGAGAUCUUUGUCACGGGCACUUUUCUGGCUAAGAUCGCAAGGCCAAAAAAGCGCUCGGAGACCAUCAGGUUUAGCUAUCAUGCUGCCAUUGCCAUUAGGGACAACAAGCUCUGUCUCAUGCUUCGCGUGGCAAACAUGAGGAAAAGUCUCCUACUCCAGUGCCAGCUUUCCGGGAAAUUCUUGCACAACCACAUCACAGUGGAAGGAGAGACCAUCAAACUCAGACAGGAGCAUGUGGAUUUUCAAGUGGACACUGGCUCGGUCAGUCCAUUCCUCAUCUAUCCUUUGACUUUUUAUCACGUAAUUGACGAGAAAAGCCCUCUGAACAGGUAUACGUCGGCUAAUCUAAGGAACACUGACUUUGAGUUGGUUGUCAUUUUAAAUGCCACGGUGGAGUCAACAGGUGCUGCCUGCCAGAUCAGAACCUCUUAUGUGCCAGAGGAGAUACUCUGGGGAUAUGAAUUUAUGCCUCUUAUGUCACUCUCUCCUGGUGGGAAAUACUUGGUUGACUUUAGUUUCUUCGAUAAGCUCAGGAAGAGCUCAAACCCUUACUUUGCCUCAAAUGUACUUGGAUACGGGGACAUUGAUAAGCUAAAGCUUGAGGAACAAUACAGAGAGGAUGAACAGAACAAUCUGAUCAGUCGAAUCCAAACUGUUCAGAGCAAUGUCUAACAAUGCCUUGAGCCACAAAGUGACAUGGAAAACUUCAGUGCCUUUUGAAUGUCUUAUAAUCGGUGCACAUUUGUUUGGUACAUAAUCGGCAUUUAGUUAAAGCCAUUAUCAGAAAGUUCCCAAUGGUUUUAUGUAAAAUGAUCAACAUUAGUAAAAAUGUCAAGGGGGAAAAUUGUUCAUCUUUCCAUUUGAUUAUUUUCUUUGUUAAAGUUUUCAAUGAUGUAACUUCUCCAGUGGCAAUGCAUGGGUGUUACAAUGGUUAUUGUUCCUCCAAAAUUUCUCUUAUUCCUCCUGAUCUUUAAGGUAUGAUGCCUACUGUUUUUUGAGCUGUUGCAUCCUUUGUUGAAAUCAAGACUUUCACCUUGGUCCCAAAACUGCAGUGCAGUCAUCUACAUCCUUACCCUCUUGGCUUUAAUGUGCAAUCCACCAUUUAAACCCACCAUAGGAAGUACUUAACCAGCUGGUGCCCAAUAGGAAUUACAGCCUGACCAUUGAAUUAUAGAAUCAUACAGCACAGAAACAGCCCACUAUCUUUAUUCUUGCCAUCAAGUAUCCAUCUAAACCAAGGGUUCUCAAGCUUUAUUAUACCAUGAACCCCCACCAUUAACAGAGGGCUCCAUGGACUGAGUUGGGAACCCCUGAUCUAAACUAAACCCAUUAGCCAUUCCUUCUAUGUCUUUAUAGGUAUGGUUAAUGUUUUAUUAACCUUCAAUUUCAUCAAUUUUAAUAAAGUAAUUUCAAGUUCAAGUUUAAUCGUCAUUGAACUAUACAUGAAUGCCUAUGAAUAUAGCCAAACGAAACAGCAUUACUCUGGGGCCAAAUUGCAAAACGCAGUACCAACAGUCGUACACAGCACAAGACACACAUAGCACGUCUAAGACAGCAGUGAAUACAGUCACACAAAAAUUAUAUAGUCCCAAGUAUUCAACCCUAGGUAAUUUCUGAAAUAAGUACAUGUUUGGCUCAGCAUCGCGGGGCAAAGGGCCUGUUUUGCGCUGUAGGUUUUCUAUGUUUCUAUUCCAGUCCAUGAAUGUUGUAGCAGUCAGCAGAUGAACACAAAAAGGAUCAAGUGCUUUUCCUGAGUGUAUGAUGAAUAAACUAUUCUCGGGCUUCCAGCCGGGUAUAGAUAUUAAUUAUAACCGGUUUCAAUGACAAACUCCACCAUCUUCAUCAGGGAUGGUGGAGCUUGUCAUCGAAACAUUGGCUAUGGCUGAUACCUGUACCCAGCUGGAAGCCUAAGAAUAGUUUAUUGGUCACAGUACAUCUUCUUGGUGCCAAUUUCAUAGAUUACUGCAGGUAAUGUACAUCAACAUGCAAACACUUUGCGCAAAACAUUGCUGUCUUCCUGUUUUAUCACAGGACAGUAUAGGGCAUGAACUUGCCACACACAGUGUACUGCUUUAAGUUAGGCACCUAACAAGGUGAAAAGCAGAAUAAAAUGAUAUCUUACACAAAUCAAAACUUGUUAGAUCUAUCCUCUCCCCAACCUGAGCCAUGGAGGCUUUCAAUCCAGACACUGCUUCAGCUGAGCAACCCCUGCUUUCUUACCACUCCUAUCUUUUUGAUCUCUUCCAUCCAACCCCAGGACUUGCUCAAUCUAGUCUCCUACCAUUCCUCUUCUCUGCACUCCCUCCAGACUGGCUGUACUAUCCAUCUUUAUUAAGCUGAUCUCUAUAGGGCUGUUUUUGCUGUGUGAGAGUUCUUUUAAUUCUUUCUUGCUGCCAAGUGAUUUGUUUCCAUUGGUGAAGAUAACAACCCUUAUCUCAGACCUCUCUAUAUUGUACUUCUGCUGCAGAAGCCCAAUAUUUUCACUUAUGCCAAACAGUUUUUACAGUGUCACAUAAUGUUUGAAAAUUAUUUCAGUUCUAGGAAUUCAGUCACUCAGUCACAGAGCAAUGCAGGUGGAAAUGGGCCUUUCGGUCCAAACUAUGAAGCCCUCCAAGAUAGUCCCAACUUGCCUGUGCUUGGCCCUAUCUCUCCAAACAGUUUCCAGUCACGUACUUGCCCAAAUGUUUCUGAAAUGUUAUCGUACUUUCCUCAGCAAUUUCUUCUGAGAACUCAUUCCACAUAUGCACCACCCUUUUCAUGAAGAAGGUGCCCCUCGGCUCCCUUUUAAAUAUUUCUCAUCUCACCUUAAACCUAUGCCCUCUAGUUUUUUUUUAUUUCCUCUUCCUUGGGGGGGGGAGUGAAAGGGUGAACAUCUAUACCCCCUCACAGUUUUAUACAUCUCUAUAUUUACCCCCUUUAUAUAACCUGUCUAACUUCAUAUCACUCAGGCCCUCAAGUCCUGGCAGCGUUUUCUCAAUCUUGUUUAAACUCUCUCCCAUUCAAUGAUUGCCCUUCUAUAAUAGGGUAACUAAAAAUUUAUGCAGUACUCCAGAUGUAGUCUCACCAGUGUCAUAUACAACUGCAACAUAAUCUCUCAACUCCUAUACUCAAGACCCUCACUGAUAAGGCCUAAUGUCUUCACCCAGUGUACCUGUGAUGCCACUAUUAGCAAACCAUAUAUUUGUCCUUCUAUGUCUUUCAGCUCCACACACUGAGAUCCCUCUGCUCUUCUCUUUGUCAUGCAGUCAGAAGCGACUGAGGGAGAGGGGGCAAUGCAAUAUGGCUGGUACAUUGCGGCAGGAGAUGUCAUCACUUCCUAAGGACCAUGAAUACAUGGGAAGUAGGAGGAGAGGAGAUCUCCCAGGAGUUUCCUCAGCCCUUCUUGGUGUAUUAAUCAAUGAGAUCCAGAUGUUUGCCUUGGUUAUGGGUGCUCUGCACAGAAACACAAUAGUGCCCAGGGUUUGAGGGUUGGUGUUUACCAAGGCACAAAGGGAGCACUGCAUUGACUUAUACUGGAAAAUUUCUUACUUCCGCAUACUGCACCAUUACGUGAUAUCAAUUUGGUCCUAUGAUUAAGCCGAGGAAGGAGAGGUGGGAUGGUCAUCAAAUGAACACUGUCAGCUGCUGUUAGUAAUGGCAAUGGGGCAAUGGAAAGGAUGGGAAUUAGGAGCUGGGGGAGGGAUGACUGGUGGAGGUUCUAGGGUCAGAGUCUGGGGAUCAAAGUCCCACGGUUGGUGAGUGCUGGGGUUGAUACUGGGGGUCUAGGCCUGAAGGUUGAAGACUGAAGUCAGCAAGACCAGAGGUCGAGAAGCCAAAAACGUCAUCUUGUCGAAGCCCCUGCAUCAGCAUAUCCAAGUACGACGUGUGUGUGGAGUUUGCUUGCUUGGUUGAUGUGUUUGUGAGGGGGAAAAGAAAGGACAUGAAGGGCAAGUUGAUAAGUAAAUAACUUCCCUACCUGAGUGCAUCCCAACAUUAGCCCAGCAGCAACACACAAUAUGCUGGAAGGACUCAGCAGGUCGGGCAGUAUCUAUAGACACCCUUCAUUAGGACCGGAAGAUGGGAAAGAAGGUGGAGGGAGCGGAAGGAGACAAGCUGGCAAGUGGUAGAUGAGACUAG